Molecule: messenger RNA, 2925 nt
Organism: Cladocopium goreaui
Lineage: Eukaryota; Dinophyceae; Suessiales; Symbiodiniaceae
Source: the annotation of a GenBank genome assembly
AUGGAAUACUUUGUGACCAACGUCCUGUGCAAGUUUCCAAGAGAAUCAUUCAAAGACAUGGUGAAGUUGAACUUGACCAACCACAACAUCUUCAGAUCCUUCUGCGGAAGUGAAGGCAAGGAAGUUGACUUGUCAUGGCAGGGCGAGUACACAGAUGCAGAAAUCUUAGUGGUGCAGUUCCUGAAGGUUGCAGUGUUUGGCAAGACGCCGGACCCGCAUUUCAAAACAAUUUUGAAAGGAGGCACCAACAUUGAGGACGUCAUGCUGUCCCAAAAAGUUGCUGACCUUGUUUCCGAAAUCUUGCUCAAGCUAGAGGCAGAGAUCAGCCCAGGCAAAGUGAAGGAAUCUGUGUUGGCUGCUGAUGAUGACGAGGAUCCAGAGACGAAGGUUUCUUUGGAAAGCUUGGUGGACAGUGAGCUCCUAGAGGAUGAGGAGAACGCCAAAGAACUUCAAGAACACCUGCGAGCAGUGAAAGAGUAUGCUGGGCGCUUCAUCACGUUCAGGCCAUUUGAGCAGUCGGUUCUGAAGACACAACAGUUGCUGGAAGGCACUGUGCUGCAGAAGUUUCCCGUGCGUGGGAAAUAUUGGUGCGUGUGGUAUGACACCAAAACUCAAGGUGAAUCAUCUGCACAGCCACACUGCCGCUGUCCUCCAUACCAGAAGGCAACGUUCAAGAAGCAUGUUCAUGCAGCUUUCCAGGCCCGUGGUGAGACAGAGAUCACUGAGGAGACAUUGGUGAUGUGCAUGGAUGGGUUUCGUUCUUUGGAAGCCCAAUUCUCCAAGGAUUUGGUGCUGCCCAGUGGUGACGUGAUGAUGAAAUCCCUCAAUACCUUUCAGGUGGCAUAUGACGAAAAGGCUCUCAGAACCAGAAAAUGCCUUACCCGUGGCAUGGUGUCCCAGGUGGAAGGGCUGCAUGUCUACAGCAAAGAGGGCUUGGCUUUGACAGACCGGGAGAGAAAGACCUAUGUAGGCUCCACACAUGGUUCCUUGAUUGGACCGGUGGUUGUGUCUCCCUUCCGUGGCGGAUUCCUGGUGAGCAAGGAAUGCAAGGAGAAGAUGCUGGGGGAAAACGGGAAGGUGCUGGCAGGAGGUCCUUGUCAAGGUCAAGGUUCUCUUCCUGGAGACAUCGAGGACAUGUUGCCUGCCAGCUUCUACUCCCUUCCGACCGCAUUCUACAUUGAAAUGAUCCACUCCUUCGAGCUGGGUGGUGUCUAUGAUAGCACCUGCAUGGAUGUGAACUUCGCUUUGGCAUGCUUGAAAUCGAAAGUUCCAUAUAUAGGCUCAUGCCUCUCUGAGUAUGCUUGCGAGGUGCUGGAAGCUGAAGUGGUCCGUGCUUGCUGGAAGGAGUUCCUUACUCCUGAGUCUGAGCUGUAUGAUGUCAAUCUGCACAAGCUGGUGGAUGCCCAGGGCACUCAAGGAGUCAAAGGAGCCAAAGGAGGCAAAGGCAAAAAGGGAGGCAAAAAGGGAGGCAAAAAGGGAACCAAAAAGGGAGACGGCAAAGGAGACGGCGAGGACCCAGAACCAGAAGAGCCUGGCCAAGGAACCAAAGGAGGAGGAAAGCCUGGCAAGGGCAGCAAGGGCGGCAAGGGCGGCAAGGGCAAUACGGAGGCUUCGAUCAUGCAGGCAUUGGCUUCCCUUGGCAAUCAGCACUGUCAGCUAUCCCUAAUAGAGGGAUUCCGAUUAAGAGACUUAGAGCUUCGAAAGAGCAAAGACACUGCCCAGCACAGACGGGCACGGGAGGAAGAAAAAGGUGAAGCAGAAUUGGCACUGCGGAAAAUGCCAGAUGUUUCUCUAGUGACUAGUGCCGUAUCAGAGAGUAGCAGCUUCGAAGCUUCUUUGGGUGCUGCACAACUGCUGUGCCAUUUGGUCUUUGCUGUUGUGAUGCCAGGCGAUCGAUGUGAUGCGCAGGGGCCGCAGGGGCCUCAAUUUAAGCACACUGACAGUAGUGGACUCCGUGUUGGCAGCUGCUGCAGUGGCUUGAGCGCAGAACUUCUGGCCUUGGAGAUGUUAAGGGUAUCGUUUGUGAGUUGCGUGGCGUGUGAAAUCGAUCACAAGUUGCUGAAUUUGAACCAUGCAAUGCAUGGCCAUUGCAAUGUCUUUUCAGAUUGCUGCACAGAGGAAUUCUUAGCUUCUCCAAGCUGUGACUUAUUUGUAGCAGGUUUUCCGUGCCAGCCUUUCAGCAAAGCAGGAAACAACCAUGGCAUCCUGGACCCACGCGGUCAUGUGAUUUUCUGGAUCCUGCGGUGGCUGUGGCUUCACAAGCCCUUGUGCUUCAUUUUGGAGAAUGUGGGCAAUUUUGCUCAACAACACAAAGAGACUUUGGACAUGAUUAUUAGCAUCCUGACCGUCAUGAAUAUAUACCACGUGGAAUGGAAAGUGCUGGAGAAUUCUGCGGUUGGUUGGCUGCCGCAACAUCGGGAGCGCAUUUUCAUCUGCGGGGUUCGCAAAGCUUCAUUGCUUAGGCCGUUUGUCUGGCCAGGGGAUGUGGCCAUGCUUCCUUUACGAAACUACUUUAAGGAAAACAUCCAGCAUCAAGAAGAGCUGGGCAUGGAUUCCCUGAACAACACGGAGAAGAAUAAUGUGCAGAAGCUUGCUGCCAAUGUCGCAAAACAGGGCUGGAUUCUCGGACACGAGGAGUAUGUUUGUGACAUUUCGGGCAGCGUGCCUCACGCUAUGUGGGGUGUAAGUCCAUGCUUGACAGUGACCCGAGCUGGCUCUUCAGGCCAUUGGCUCUCCUGGCUUGAGCGUAAGAUGACAACCCGCGAGAUUCUCAGCCUUCAAGGCAUCAGUCUCGAAAGGGUUGGUGAUUACUGGCACCAUAUGUCAGAACGCCAGCUACGCCGAGCAGCUGGAAAUGCUGUGCCGGUACCACUGCUGGCGCGAGUGAUCAAGAUGGUUCUGAUUGCUUGUGGGAAGGUGCAUUAA